Molecule: messenger RNA, 324 nt
Organism: Exserohilum turcica Et28A
Lineage: Eukaryota; Fungi; Ascomycota; Dothideomycetes; Pleosporales; Pleosporaceae
Exons: 2
Coding region: 1-324 (107 amino acids)
Source: RefSeq, a predicted model, not a curated record
AUGAGCCAUAUUGCUCCAAAGCGAGUUGUCCUCCGAUGUCGCGAACAAUACUUCAGAGAGCACGGGCGAAUGGUUAAGACUUUCCUCGAGUCGCAAAAUCUCCUAGAUAUAGAAGACUACGGGAUACACAUAUGUGGAGAUCCAUCUUCUCCUACCACUCUAUAUCUCGUCCUCGAUCUUUACUGCAGGGAGGUCCCCAUUGUUGAUCUCAGCAACUUAGAACUCCAAGUCUUCAAAGUCUCGAAAAAUAAUACAUUUACUUUUAAAGAUCUUGGUGAGAAUGCUAGCAAGAAGGCUUACGAACGAUCUCUUACACUAGAUUAG